This is a messenger RNA of Cylicocyclus nassatus, 1016 nucleotides long. NCBI's taxonomy places the organism in Eukaryota, Metazoa, Nematoda, Chromadorea, Rhabditida, Strongylidae. The record is from the annotation of a GenBank genome assembly.
AUGGCCUUCGAGACCAACUACCCAAUUCCCUACCGAAGCAAGCUGACCGAGCCGUUCGAGCCCGGCCAGACGCUCACCGUCAAGGGCAAGACCGGCGAGGACUCCGUUCGCUUCACCAUCAACCUGCACAACGCUGCUGCCGACUUCUCCGGCAACGAUGUUCCCCUUCAUGUCAGCGUGCGCUUCGACGAAGGCAAGAUCGUCUGCAACACAUUCGCCAAGGGAGAAUGGGGAAAAGAAGAGAGAAAGAGCAAUCCCUACAAGAAGGGAGAUGACAUCGACAUCCGUAUCCGAGCUCACGACAGCAAAUUCCAGAUCUUUGUUGACCAGAAGGAACUGAAAGAAUAUGAGCACCGUGUACCACUGUCUUCCAUCACGCACUUCUCCAUCGACGGUGAUGUCCUCAUCACUCACAUCCACUGGGGCGGCAAAUAUUAUCCCGUCCCCUACGAAAGCGGUCUGGUUGGUGAGGGGCUGGCGCCCGGGAAGACCCUGAUGAUCUACGGAAUGCCCGAGAAGAAGGGGAAGCGAUUCCACAUCAACAUUCUCAAGAAAAACGGCGACAUUGCGCUGCACUUCAACCCGAGAUUUGAUGAAAAGGCCGUUGUUCGCAACUCACUCAUCAGCAACGAAUGGGGUAAUGAGGAACGUGAGGGUAAGAUGCCGUUCGAGAAGGCUGUCGGCUUUGAUCUCGAAAUCAAAAACGAGGAAUAUGCUUUCCAGAUCAUCGUAAACGGUGAACGAUUCACAUCGUUCGCGCACCGACUCGAACCCCAUGAGCUGAACGGUCUGCAAAUCGGCGGAGACGUCGAGAUCACUGGCAUUCAAAUGCACUAAACCAGCUUCACUGCGCAAUCCCACUGUCGACAUGCAUCCUCUCCCUAUCCGUUAGCUAUUCCGACUUGCUCCAUGCUCGUAGUUCGUUGAGGAAAUCAUCCACUAGCCGCUGUUUUAGCCGCAGCUCUUUCUCGUUUCUGUUGUUUCGCGCUUGUUUACAGUAGGGAUUGAUUUUUUUA